Molecule: messenger RNA, 5559 nt
Organism: Aphanomyces astaci
Lineage: Eukaryota; Oomycota; Saprolegniomycetes; Saprolegniales; Verrucalvaceae
Exons: 8
Coding region: 1-5418 (1805 amino acids)
Biological process (GO): centriole elongation; cilium assembly
Cellular component (GO): centriolar satellite; centriole
Source: RefSeq, a predicted model, not a curated record
AUGGCCGCGACAGGCGCGGACGUCGCCGCCGAUGACGACGACGACACGUUGCCCCUUCCACACAUACCGUCCGUCAUUUCGUUGGGUUCACUUCCGCCUCAGAUUGAUGGACCUGUGUCUGGAUACGUUCGUUUGACGGUUCAUUUGCACGUCGAGAAUGACGACGUUGAAGGGCAUCGCGAAUGGCUCGUCCGAGUGCGAUGGUGGGGAUCGAUGACAACCGUAGGGAAAGGCGACCUGCUGCGUGAAAACCAACAACUUUGCUUUCCAGUCCAUGUCGCCCGGGACGUGUUUCGACGGUACCUUGACGACAUGACCCAGCUUCGGUUUGAUGUCGUGGACAAAGUCACCCAUCGCGUGUAUGGACAGUCUGCCAUCCCGAUACGAUUGGACGACUUGGAAGCAGUUGGAGGAUGUCAAAGAGAUAUUGAAAUCGUGAAGCGAGGAGGCCGCAACAACAUUGGAGGUGUGCUGUCAUUGCACGCGACCUUGCUAUGGGGUGGUGAUGCGAGUUCCGAGCUACCACCGCAUGACGGCAUGACGACUGCGCCUCAAUUUCAACUGCAGCAGCCUCAUGCGUCCCCAAGACGAGUGGAAGGUGCCGUCCGGGUGUGGAAGAACAAGGACUUUCCGCAAAGCAGUUUUCUCGCACAGGUGCCCCUUCUCGAGUUGAAUGAGUCGACCCCCUCGACGACAUGGAACACAUCACUUGGUCCACAUGCAAGUGAUGUCACGUCGCUGUUGCACAAAGGCGAGGCCCUUCGACGAGCCAUGCAACGUGCGAUGGACGAACCCCACGACCGGGCCAUCGACAUUCCCACCAUCUUGGCGUCGGCGAAAAGCUUUGGACCAGUUGAUUUGGAUCGUACAGUAACGUCAUGGCCAGUACAGACGAUGAACAUGUCUCCAGUGUACACGCGGGAGCUUCCCACCGCUGGACAUCGACGCCUUCCUAACCCCCCACUUGUGGCCCCGCAUGCAAACGACACUGCCACCCCACUUGAAAUGCUCUUGCGUGUCGAUUGGUUGCAUGAUAUUCGUGUACAAGCCUCCUCCUCCGAUGCCCAGCAACAAGAUCCUAUGCGCGUAUACGUGACCCACAAAGCGUUAGUUCCUCCCUGCACGCCGUUCACGAGCGAGUCGAAACGAAUACCCCAUGCAUCGUUGCCCACGACGAUCGCCUUGGGCUACAAAACAGUUCUGCCUUGCGGUGUAUUGAACCAGGCACUGAUCCAUUUAUUCGACGCCCACCAACUCGUGGUAGAAGUUUGGACCACGACAAGUGCAAGGGAUGCGCAAUUGCUGGGCUUGGGCAAACUCUCGUUGAAAGCAUUUGCGCAUGCUGUCAAGAACAAGGCGGCAGGUGUUGACCGUCGGACACUUCAACGCAGCCCAUGCAUUGGCAUGACACAUGACUGUAUCAAAAUCAAAAACCCAUUCACGGGGGCUGCAGUUGGCUCCAUAACGUGCACGCGAGCGUUGGGUACCCGAGACCAGAUCCAUGGGUUCCAAACAGAACUAGCUGCCGUCCAUUCAAUUCAAGCGUGGUGGCGCGGCCGCCAUGUGUUUCGACGACAUCGUUCCCAACUGACCCCUUCUCCGCAAGCGACCCUUCCUGCACCUGAUUCAGUUACUGUGGCAACACAUGAUCCUUCCCCCUCCUCCUUCCCCGACGACGACUCGAACCAUAAAUUUGAAUUGGCACGUCCAGCCAGCACCAUCGACAAUUCCAACGUCAUGCAACCAUCAGAUGAACACGAGGACGGGAAGACAGUACAGCAGCACGUGUCCGCCGUGAUCAAGAUCCAACGAGCGUAUCGAAGGUGGAGGGAUAUGGCGACCAUGGCUCACGCGUUCUUGGAUUGGACUACCGACGAAGAAAACCACAUGUCCACCGAGGACACGCCGUCAUUUGACAUUGAUUUGGAUACGAUUCAGCUCUUGAACGACCCAGCGCCGCCACGGUUGGAACAAGCAUCACCAAGCAAAGGGCGCGACGUCCUACCGUCCCCCUUGGCCGAUCCGCAUCACCAAAACACACCAACUGGUGACAAACUGUCGUGGCGAUUGGUGUUGGAACUCGCCGAGCCUUGUCCAGUCCUUCGUGGGAUUGAAGUCACGUACCUCUUUCAAGACACCACGUCGUCGCUGUGGUGGGACAGUCAUAGCACAGCGCUGAGCUCUCUGAACGAACACGAGUACAUCGACGAAGGACUCGACCUUUUGAUUGAGUUUGCAUUGUGGGGGUCUGGUCAGAGUACCAAUCCCAUCGGCCAUGCCUCGUUGAACGUGUCCACGUUGACAAAAUCGAAGCAGGAAGUUGUGCAGCUUCCAAUCACAUGGACCGAACCGCCGCUGCAUCCUCUUCUCCCCCACUUCUCGGACAAGAUCGCGUCGCUACCCCUUCGUGUCCAGUGUGCCAUACACCAGAAAUCGUCGCUAGCUGUGUAUAAUCCCAAGACAUCGAACUCCGUCGCUACGUCCGUCGUCUCGUCCACCACCCUUCUCCCAGCCACAGCUACCAUCUGUGUGCAGAUUACGUCCAUAGACAUGCUCGGCGCGGUGUCCGUCGUGGGGUGGCACGUGUUUUUCAGAUGCGUCGUGCCUGUGGGUGUCCGUGUGCAUCCGAAAGCGACGGGAUCCACAGAGUACGACACGGCGCAGGGUCAGUUCCUUUCGAUCCAAACGUCCCCUACGAUCCUCUUGACGUGUGGCAAAGUGCACGUUGAGUUUGAGCAUCAUGUGGUGAUCCACCCCGAGCUGUUGGAGGCCAUGCAAGAGCAAGCCAAGGAUGGAGGCGCGGUCGUUCACUUGUACCGGCACGUGAUGGACAUGGAGAUUCUGAUGGGCACAGUGUCGAUUCCGCUGGCGGCGUUGCUCUACCGCCGCCAAGGCAUACGUGGCGCGUUUGCAUUUGAUCAACGAGACGAAGUGCACUGUGGUCGACUGGGCGUUGCAGUACAUUUCCUUCAUCGUCGCGUCGAAUCCGACCCCCCUGGCGCCAUGUCUAUCCUUCGACAACCAACAAUUGACCCGCCACUGAAGUGCUUUUCAGACCAAGAUCCAAGUCGUUCCAUCCACGACAUUGACUUUCUCUUGGACGAGAACGUCACCCAUGACGACGACGUGGUGGCCCCCAUGGACACGGAGGAUACAAACCACGCUCGUGGACAUGAACAACCUUUGAUGAUCGUUGUGAUUGAAGAAGCAAGGAACUUGCAUCAUGAAGUAUCCGCGCGACCUCACACUUAUACUUCGUUUCAAUGGGGAACGACACACUACGAAACCCCUGCGGUCGAGGCUUCGUGCAAUCCCACUUGGAUGCAUGAAAUCCGACUGGAGGCUGCCGACCGGCCCAGUUCCAAAGUCGCCAUGCACGUGUGGGAUCAAAGAAAGCCCUUGCUGCCUCCCCUGUGGAUCGGCCAAGCAACGAUCGACUUGACGCUGUUGCAAUGGACACAUGAAAUAUGCGGCUGGUACCACAUCACAGACGCCACCGACAGAUCCAAGGGCCAACUAAAAGUGCGGUUCAAUAUGGUACGAGGCCCUCGUCCAGAGGCAGGCAUAGCUUUCGAUCGUCCUCGAGUUGGAGCCCCGAUUGACCAUGAAGGGGGAGACGAGGCACUUACAAAUGCGUUGCAGUUGAUGGUCAACAGUGUCACUGCGAUGGACAUGUCGCGAACCCACCACGAUCGCUUGAACCAAGCAGCUGCGUCCGAAGCAGCAGUCCGCGAGAUAUCGGCUAACGGGCGAUCCUGCACCAUGAGCAGUUGUUCGACGGCGGAAUUUGACCAAACGGUGUCAAGGGACCACCAGUGCUCGACCUCAACGAGCGACGACGUGUGUUUGGUCCCGAGUCUAAUUCUCGAAGGCAACGACGGGCACGACGACACUUCCAUGGUGUCACACCACGUGGACCUCGACGAUCCGACACGACACUUUGGCCAACUAAGUGCUUGGAACGAUGACGAACUUCUCGAUAUGAAUGCAUUGGAGAUCCACGGGUCGGACCAGUCAGACUCUGGCGAAGCAGGUCAAACGCCCCAACGGCUAACGACGCAAUACUCGGACGACGACAUCAGUUGUGGCGAAGGACAUGACGAGCCAUGGACUGCCAUUAUUGAGCGAGCCGCCGCCACUACCACCACGGCAGUCGAUUCACAUCCUAAUCCAAGCGAGCCCAUGCAACAACAACAUGAUGCUGCUGCACCGUCAUCUCCCAAUGCUUCGGAGCCCAAGAUUGAAUCAUUCCCAACAGCCGCGUCACCUCCUCCAAAAGGUGUCGUGGGGACGCUCGAGUCCCAUCAUUCAUCGCGUGGGAGCUUCGAUGCCGCAUCGGUUGAUGACACAGACGACGAUUUGGACUUGAACGAGCUGAACAUUCAUAGCCCACCACCCAUCGGUCGUGAUGAACUUGCACUUGCCGACGUAGAGAACACUCAACGCUCCCAAGGCAGUUCCAAGAUGGACAUCCAUGAAUUGGAAGAUUCAAAUGGUGUUCUUCUACCUACGUUGCCCGCACCUAUUGAACCAACGUCACCCAUCGACCACCCCUCCGUCCUUCAUCAAGUGCUCGAUGCCAUGGAAGGACUGCAGGCCCAGAUUUCAAUGUUGGUGCGAAAGAACGAAGAAUUGGCGCUCAAAGUAGCAGAGAUCCCCCAACUGGUCGCCGACUCCUGCAGUGAUCGCCUGUCCGCGUCGCACAUGUCGACAACUUCAUUGAUGGGGGAAGGCUUUGGAACCACUCACGACAAGAAUUCCAGCGACGCGACCAACCAGCCCCACGACACUGCCUUCCGCGAAUCCUCCACCGGCUCACAUGGUACCAACGUCGACCCCCCCGAUGCCCCUCUACCAUCGCCCCCUACUGUCGUCGAGAUGCCAAGCCGUCCGGUUGAUCAAAUGUCCACAUCGAGUCAAACUAUCGAUCCUGAACCCCCCUGCCCAAUGGUAGUAUCUCCCACCCUAAUACCCCGCCGUACCGCUACAUCUUUCGAAGAGACCCCCCCAAAUGCGUAUUCAACCCCAACCGAUGGAGUCGCCACCACGGUUGAGCAUGUUCCAAGGAGGCCCGCCCCACAAUAUCCCGACGGUGCAUCGCCAGUGACACACGACUGGUCCACGGUCUCGUCGCUGUCACAUGCCGCCAUUACCGCCUCGAUCUCGCAUGAAUCACCGAGCGACGACAAGAAAUCUACUUCACAUGGCCAUUGGACAGCUGCCCAAGCCACGAUCCACCGCCUCCCGCCUGCGUUUCGACUGUCGAAUCGAGUGGAUGGCGGUGGUGACGACCCCCACAUUAUGCCGCCUGCACGGACGUUGUUUGACUCGGAGACGGAGCGAAUAGCCAAAAUCAUGUGCGGAAACUUGCAGCAUUGGAUCGAGCACGAAUCAUCGUCCAGCGACGAAGAGGAGUAACACUAAGGACGAUAUUAUUAUUGACAAGCAUAAAUCGACGAAUUAAACACCGCGUCGUAUUGGGCUCUCGAUGUCUCGUCGCUGAGAAUCGAGUACGCUAUGGCGAUGCCUUUGAAUUGGUCGGCGGCAUCGACAUGCUGG